This is a messenger RNA of Talaromyces stipitatus ATCC 10500, 1545 nucleotides long. Its product is annotated as metalloprotease, putative. Lineage: Eukaryota; Fungi; Ascomycota; Eurotiomycetes; Eurotiales; Trichocomaceae. The coding region runs from base 1 to 1545 and encodes 514 amino acids. The record is from RefSeq and is a predicted model, not a curated record. Gene Ontology annotation, cellular component: mitochondrion; cytosol. The transcript has 2 exons. Gene Ontology annotation, biological process: peptide catabolic process. Gene Ontology annotation, molecular function: metal ion binding; metalloendopeptidase activity.
AUGCCACACAAGAAUAAAUUCAUCCCGCAUCAACUGUCAAUUAAGAAUGAAGAAGUUGAAAUGUCAUCUGGUGUGCUACGCCUCAUUCGCGAUGACGAUGAUGCCCGCGUUUGGUAUAAGAACAUUCAACGGUUCCCUUGCGCUUCUGUGCGAAUUAUGUUGAGGACCCCGAUGGGAUGGCCUACUCUUGCGCAAAAGGUCAAAGCAAGGCUCUACAGUGCUCUAGUAGAGGAUACUUUGCGUGAGAAUCUAUGGAAUGCUCAAAUCGCUGGGCUGACUGCCAGCAUUUCUGUUGGCAGUCUUGGGUUGGAGUUAUCCUUAUGGGGAUACACCGAGAAAAUGCAUGUACUUCUUGAGGAGAUAGUCUCCAUGAUGCGGAAACUGGUUAUUGUUCCGGAGCGCUUCGUGAUACUUAAGGAGUGUUUAACGCAAACCUACCGAGAUUCAGAUUACCAACUUCCUUUAGCUCAAGCAACCGACAUGAUGCGCUGUUUAUGCGAGGAAAAAGAAUGGAUGAAUGACGAAUAUGCAGCUGAGCUAGAACAUAUCGAAGCACACGACAUUAUGGCAUUUUUUCCACAGCUAUUCAAGGACAACCAUAUUGAGGUUUUAGCUCUUGGGGAUCUGACCAAAGAAGAAGCGUCCGCAAUGACAAAUAUUAUCACGAGUAGUUUGCAUAGCCGCUCUUUACCAGUGUUCCAAUGGGGUGUCCGAAGGGCCAUUAUGCUUCCGCCAGGCAGUAACUACAUAUAUGAGCGCCGGUUGACGGACCUAUCACAAGUGAACAGUUGCAUUGCAUACUAUCUAUAUAUUGGCGACAUGGUUGACGAUAUGUCACGGGCUAAUCUUCUUCUUUUGAUGGAGAUUUUUCAACAGCCGGCUUUAGCUCAGCUCUGUUCUAAGGAAAAGCUUGCAUAUGCUAUCGAAAGUAGAGCGCAUUGCUCUGCCACGACCAUAGGGUACCUAUUCGUUAUUCAGAGUGAACACUUAGCAUCCUAUCUAGAAGCUCGAAUUGACUCCUUCUUGGACUCAUUUACGAAGACACUGGUGGAUAUGUCUGAAGAGGAGUUUGAAUCUCAGAAAGAAAGAAUCGUCAGCAAGCUGGAGAAAAAACCUGGAAAUCUAGGUGAUGAGACAGCGCGCCUUUGGGAUCACAUCAAAUCCGAAGGAUUCGGACUCUGGAAUGAAACCGCCGCUGGUAUUAUAAGGGAUCUGUCCAAGCAGGACUUCAUUGACUUCUACUCUGAAUACAUUGACCCUAUGUCCGAGACACGUGCGAAACUAUCAAUUCAUCUAAACGCGCGCUCUGCUGGUACGGAUAAGAUGCCUGUAGCUAAAGCUGAGGGCACAGACGCGCCACACAUCCUGCCAACAGGAAGUAAUAGCACGGGGACUAUCAAUAAAAAGAACCCAAUCCACAUUUCCGACGUGCACCGUUUCAAGGCCGGGAUGCCGUUGGGGCCUGGGCCCAUAGACCGUGAUCGUAUCGAUCCGGCUCGCUUCUCGAAAUCAGCGGGAGUCAUGCGGGAGGGUACAGGAAAGUAG